UUUUAUUUUUUUAAUAUCCCCAAAGAGAAUCUAAGCGAGAGCGAGAGAGAGAAGAGUCUAUUUCUACUCUUCCAUUUCUAGAGAGAGAGUGUGUGAGAGAUUUGAAGAUUUUUGAAAUGUGAUUUGUUUUUUUCUCUUCUGACAGUUUCUGGGUAGUGUUUUAAACUCGAUUAAUUUAAUUGGGUUCUAUUUGUAUUUGAAAUUUAUUAUGUUUUAUAUAUGUUUUUCACUGUAUACCUAUUUAAAAUGGUUUUGACCGUUUAGUGUGUCUAUUUUCCUACGAGCAAAAAAAGAAGAAAAUGAUGUCUGGGUAAUUUCUGUUUCCGAGAAGGUAAGCUGAAGAGAGUCUCUGGAAUUUCCAGUCUAUUGUUUUGAUUGCUGAUUUUGGAAUCAUUGCUGAGUUGGUUAGCAAGUUGAGAAAACAAAAAAGAGUUUUUAAUUUUUUUUGAAUGGAUUGAUGAAUCAUAAAGUGUGAGAGAGAGGUUUGAAGAUCAAGCUACAGUGGGUUGGGUUGCUUUACGAAGAGAGAAGAAGGAACAAGUUUCUUCUGGUUUCUGAGUCUUAAAAACCGAGAUAGAGAGAGAGAGAGAGAGAGAGAGAGAGAGAGAGAGGAUGGCUGCUAAUGGUGGACACUUUGAAUGAUAAGUAUUGUCAAGUCAAAAUUGAGUUGGUAGUGCUGUUUGGUAGACAAGUUUAAGCAAUACCCAGAUUUGGAAUCAUGGUGGAAGAAGGUAAAAAUGAGGUUUUGGAAGAUAGCCGGUCGGCGGAAGAUUGUUUGUCAAAUGCGCAGGAGCUUGUUCCCAUGGCACUGGAUAAGGCUAGAGAGGUUAAGGGAUUCCCAGGUAGAUGGAAGAUGAUCAUUUCGAAGCUGGAGCAGAUCCCUUCGCGGUUAUCGGACUUGUCAAGCCAUCCUUGCUUCUCCAAGAAUGCUCUCUGCAAGGAGCAAUUGCAGGUGGUAUCGAAGACGUUGAAAGAAGCAAUUGAAUUGGCUGAGGUGUGUAUUGGGGAGAAAUAUGAAGGUAAGCUUCGGAUGCAGAGUGAUCUUGAUGCACUCACUGGGAAACUGGAUUUGAAUUUAAGGGAUUGUGGGCUUUUGAUCAAGACUGGUGUGCUUGGCGAAGCUACUUUGCCACUACCAGUAGGUAGUUCAGCCGAAUCGGAAGCUGCUGAUCAUGGCAAUUUGAGGGAACUGCUUGCCCGUCUGCAGAUUGGUCACUUGGAGGCCAAACAUAGAGCUCUUGACAGUCUUGUCGAGGUCAUGAAAGAGGAUGAGAAGGAUGUGUUGUCGGUUUUAGGACGAAGCAAUAUCUCCGCUUUAGUCCAAUUGCUUACUGCAACUUCUCCUCGUAUUCGGGAGAAGACUGUAACUGUGAUAUGCUCGCUUGCAGAAUCGGGUAGUUGCGAGAAUUGGCUUGUUUCUGAAGGUGUUCUGCCACCUCUUAUAAGGCUUGUGGAGUCGGGCAGUGCGGUUGGUAAAGAGAAGGCUACGAUUUCGCUUCAGAGAUUGUCAAUGUCAGCUGAAACAGCCCGAGCAAUUGUCGGGCACGGUGGGGUUAGGCCAUUGAUCGAGAUCUGUCGAACAGGUGACUCUGUUUCUCAGGCUUCUGCUGCCUGCACUUUGAAGAACAUAUCAGCUGUACCGGAGGUUCGACAAGCUUUAGCGGAAGAAGGGAUUGUAAAGGUUAUGAUUAAUCUCCUGGAUUGUGGACUUUUACUAGGAUCGAAAGAAUAUGCAGCUGAAUGCUUGCAGAAUCUCACUGCCAGCAAUGAGAAUCUACGAAGAUCUGUUAUCGCGGAAGGUGGAACUCGAAGCCUAUUAGCAUAUCUUGAUGGUCCAUUGCCUCAGGAGUCUGCAGUUAGUGCAUUGAGGAAUUUGGUCGGUUCUGUUCCAAUGGAAGUUCUGGUUGCUUUUGGAUUCCUACCACGUUUGAUCCAUGUUCUCAGGUCGGGAUCGCUUGGUGCACAACAAGCUGCUGCAUCAGCAAUAUGUCGGGUUUGCAGCUCAUCGGAGACAAAGAAGCUGGUGGGUGAGGCAGGGUGCGUUCCUUUGCUUAUCAAGAUGCUCGAGGCUAAAUCGAACAGUGCCAGAGAGGUUGCCGCACAGGCAAUCUCAAGCUUGGUGACAGUUUCUCAGAAUUGCAGAGAGGUCAAAAGGGAUGACAAAAGUGUGCCAAAUCUGGUUCAGUUGCUUGAUCCAAGUCCACAUAACACGGCAAAGAAGUAUGCAGUUUUCUGCCUUGGGUCACUUUCUUCGAGUAAGAAAUGCAAGAAGCUGAUGAUUUCUUACGGAGCAAUUGGAUAUCUAAAGAAGCUAACAGAGAUGGACAUACCAGGGGCCAAGAAGCUGCUUGAGAGGUUGGAAAGAGGAAAAUUGAGAAGUUUGUUCAUGAGGAAAUAGGGGGAAGAAAAUGCAGUUCCCUUUUGUAUAAUGGAAGGGUUUAUUUCUUUUCUUUUAAAUUUUUUUUUUUAUUUGUUUCAUUGUCUAUAUGAAACAAAGUAGUUCAUGAUAUGAACUUUGAUGCACAAGCUUAGCUUGGUAUUCUAGCCCAAAAAAGAAAAAAAAAGAAAAAGAAAAAUUCCGCUGUACUACUUAUUUAUAAAAUGUAUAAUAUCUAAAUGUUUCUCA
Messenger RNA from Ziziphus jujuba (common jujube), 2626 nucleotides. RefSeq names its product protein ARABIDILLO 2. The transcript is spliced from 3 exons. Gene Ontology annotation, molecular function: protein binding. Bases 719 to 2398 code for a protein of 559 amino acids. Lineage: Eukaryota; Viridiplantae; Streptophyta; Magnoliopsida; Rosales; Rhamnaceae. The record is from RefSeq and is a predicted model, not a curated record.